This is a messenger RNA of Anneissia japonica, 1161 nucleotides long. RefSeq names its product lengsin-like. Bases 133 to 1161 code for a protein of 342 amino acids. The record is from RefSeq and is a predicted model, not a curated record. The transcript is spliced from 2 exons. Lineage: Eukaryota; Metazoa; Echinodermata; Crinoidea; Comatulida; Comatulidae. Gene Ontology annotation, molecular function: glutamine synthetase activity. Gene Ontology annotation, cellular component: cytoplasm; membrane.
UAUAACUAUAGGUUUAUGCAAUUUUUAGCAAAAUGUUUGUCAAUUUUAACAACCUCGGUAUAUUUUGACUGCACGGAAACUGUAACAGCAAAACAACGACUGUUGGUUUUUUGUUUUAUAUACAAACUCGGAAUGGUAAAUAGCAGAAGUGGUAUUAUGAAUCUAAAGAUAAUAGAGAAGCUUUUAAGCCGCAUUAGAGAUGCAAAUAUUAAGUUUGUAAGAUUUGAAGUGGUGGACAUGUUUGGAAUUUCUCGGUUGAAGUUGAUUCCGGCCCGACAUUUCAAAUCAAAGGCAGAAAACGGCAUGAACUUUCACGUUAGUUAUUUAGGUUCCAAUUCUUUGGGAAAUAUGCUAACAGGUACUGGUUGUACUGAGGAAAUACACUACAGUGACGCAGUCAUGUUUCCUGUGUUGAAUACGUUCGAAGUUCUUCCUUGGUGGAACGACACAGCACGAAUCCUAAUUGAGCCGUCAUAUGACGGUAAUGAAGUUUCAUUUGCUCCACGAUUUCUUGCUAGGCAGCAACUGACAAAACUUAAGAAGAUGGGUUAUAGUCUGCUCUCAGCUCACGAGCAUGAGUUUUACGUCGUCAACAAAGAUACAAUGAAACCUCUUAUAAAUGAUUCAAAUAUUCGAUCAACUAUUCGAUUGUACGAAGGCGCUGGCUUCAUUCAUCAGCUUGGAGAAGAUUUGCCUAAAGUAGGAAUUGAUAUCGAAUGCAUGGAAACUGAAGCUGGACCUGGUCAGCAUGAAAUUUCGUACAAGCCAUCGUUUGGAAUCAAAGCAGCAGACACAGCCUUCACGUACAAAGGCGCAGUCAAAGAGAUCGCCAUGCAACACGGCUUAAUGGCUUCCUUUAUGAGCAAACCGUAUCCGGACAAAAAUGGAUCUUCAUGCCACUUUUGCCACUCUUUGUGGGAUGUGGAAGGUAAUAUUCCUCUUAUAUUUGAUGACGAUUCACCAGACAAACUAUCAAACGUUGCUAAAUAUUGGAUAGCUGCUAUACAUCAUGCACCAGCUCUUAGCCUGUUCAUGGGUCCUACAGUAAACCGUAGAAAGCGGUAUAAACCAUUUUCUUUUGCGCCAUCAAAUGCAACCUGGGGUUUUGACAACCGAACAUGCGCAGUUCGUGUGAAGAUCAAUAGUGAAUUUGGUUCUUAA